AUGAAGGCUACUCCUCUCCUUAUCUCCUGGCACGACGACAACGCCCCCAUCUACUCCACUCACUUCGAUCCUCAUGGCAAAGGCCGACUAGCCACAGCGGGCAACGGCGAAGAGCGAAGAGUUACAUACCUUUCAACCCUCAUAAAGCACACACAGGCGGUAAAUGUUGUCCGAUUCAGCCCUAAAGGCGAAAUGCUAGCCUCCGCUGGGGACGAUGGUAACGUGCUGCUCUGGGUCCCCUCAGAACUACAGCCACAUGGAGGAGGCCUGAGUGAAGACCGAUCUGACGACAAGGAGACAUGGCGAGUGAAACAUAUGUGCAGAUCUUCUGGGGCGGAAAUAUACGAUCUGGCGUGGUCUCCAGAUGGUGUCUUCUUCAUAACAGGCAGCAUGGAUAAUAUCGCGCGAAUAUAUAACGCGCAAACGGGCCAAAUGGUUCGCCAAAUUGCAGAACAUUCACACUACGUCCAGGGGGUUGCAUGGGACCCUCUCAAUGAGUUUGUCGCAACUCAAUCUUCCGACCGAUCGGUGCAUAUUUACACUCUGAAGACGAAGGACGGACAGUUCACGCUCACAUCCCACGGCAAAUUUGUCAAAAUGGACCUCCCCGCCCGCCGCAUAUCCUCAAGUAGUCCAGUUCCCCCCGAUGUUCUUGGUCUUAGAACUCAAUCCUCAACCAAUGAUUCUCUAGCAAUAUCUUCACCUGUCCCUUCAGCCCCUGGAACGCCAAUGACUACAGCAUUGCCUAUGGACCCCCCGCCAGUAUCUCAUAGUCGUCGUUCUUCCUUUGGCUCCUCCCCAUCAAUGCGGCGCUCAGCAUCUCCAGCACCUUCCAUGCCGCUUCCGGCCGUGAAACCGUUGGAGGUAUCCUCUCCAGGUCUUAUCGGAGGGCUAGGAGUGAAAAAUGCUAGCAUCUAUGCAAAUGAAACAUUCACGUCCUUUUUUAGAAGGCUGACAUUUGCGCCAGACGGGAGCUUGCUUUUCACACCGGCUGGACAAUACAAAACUUCACACGGGCCCCACGGCGAUCCUCCUAAGACCAGUGAAGAAGUGAUAAAUACCGUAUAUAUUUACACUCGAGCCGGUUUUAAUAAGCCUCCAAUUGCCCAUCUGCCGGGGCAGAAGAAGCCGUCGGUAGCUGUGAAAUGCUCUCCUGUUUUCUAUGCGUUACGCCAGGGUACCAAGCCCACCCGACAUAUCACGCUCGACACAUCGUCCGGCGAAGACGCUUUCCCAUCACUCCCUGAUUCCGCACUUCCGGCCAUUACCCCAACAAAGAGCUCCUUUAUGGAACCCCCGCCUCCCUUAAACACCUCGACAUCUGACCUUUCUCGUCCUCUCACUUCUCCCAAGACCACUGAACCGGAAAUUUGUGCCGUACAAGGAGGGCCUAGCCCAGCCUUUGCGCUGCCGUACCGGAUAAUUUAUGCUGUUGCAACUCAGGAUGCGGUUCUAGUCUAUGAUACCCAGCAACAAACGCCAAUAUGCAUAGUGAGCAAUCUACACUACGCGACAUUUACUGAUUUAACUUGGUCCAAUGACGGCCUUACAUUAAUAAUGAGCUCAUCGGACGGAUUCUGCUCAACCCUGGCCUUCUCUCCAGGAGAGCUCGGCCAAAUCUACCGCUCCAGCACAAGCGAGAAGGGCCAGCAUGCCCAGCAUGUCUCCACUACCUCCUCCACAACCACCACCCCUCUGCCCACACCCACCUUCGCAACAUCUCCUUCCCUCUCCAAACUGAACCCCACAUUCUCAGCCCCUACACCCCCUUGCACAACAACUUCAACCACAACCCCCAUCACCCCGGCCCGGCCCACUAGCCCAACCGGUUCCGCAACCUCAUCCAUAACACAGGUCUCCACAGGCAUUCCUCCAAUUUCAACCUCAGCCUCCGGCCCGGGCUCUAAUUCUAACUGCACAGUCAUAAAUAACCCAACUCCCACACUCGGCUCCGUUCCAUCCGUAACAGCCACAAACUCCGCGCCACCACCGUUCCCACAAGCCGGCCUCCCGCUAAGCACUCCACCACAAACCCCCAUGUCCGGCGUCUCCCACAGCGCUACGAGCUCCGUCAGCGGCAGCGUGUUGGGAAAACGGGACAUAUGCGGCGUGAGCGAGUCUGAGAGGGACGAGGCCAGGGACAGCGGGCGUGGGGAUAAUGGAGCGGAUGCGGAUGGGGAAGUAAUCGCUGCUGUGCCAGCGGCGAAGAAGAGGCGGAUUGCGCCAACGUUGAUUUCUGGGGAAGACACGCCAACAGACGCACCUGCCCCGCCAACCAGUGCGGAAAAAUAA
Molecule: messenger RNA, 2292 nt
Organism: Histoplasma capsulatum G186AR
Lineage: Eukaryota; Fungi; Ascomycota; Eurotiomycetes; Onygenales; Ajellomycetaceae
Product: chromatin assembly factor 1 subunit B
Exons: 5
Coding region: 1-2292 (763 amino acids)
Biological process (GO): DNA replication-dependent chromatin assembly; nucleosome assembly
Cellular component (GO): CAF-1 complex; nucleus
Molecular function (GO): protein binding
Source: RefSeq, a predicted model, not a curated record